Penicillium brasilianum is the source of this 2564-nucleotide messenger RNA. Lineage: Eukaryota; Fungi; Ascomycota; Eurotiomycetes; Eurotiales; Aspergillaceae. The record is from the annotation of a GenBank genome assembly.
CCACACUUGGGCCAUCUUGUUCGUUCUUUCCAGUGGAUAGCUACUUCACUUUUAGUCAUUUUACUGCUCAGUACAAAUGAGUACAUAGUCAUGGACCACCGAAAACGCACUAAUCGAGCAUGUAACGAGUGUCGGCGCAUGAAGGAGAAGUGUGAGGGUGGACCUCCCUGCAGGAGGUGCCUCCACUUCCAGCGCGUCUGUGAGAAAGAGCCGGUGUCAAGGACACGUGAAUUCAGGGCGUACAUUCCAACAGAGCGAGUGGCAAGAUCUGACUUUCAAGAAUUGAUCGAUCGCUCGAAAUAUAUGGAACGUAUAUUGAAACGGACAAUUGAAGGAGUUCGACUUGAUACAAAGAGCCUUGCCAGGCUAGCAGAUACACUCGAUGCGGACGGCGGUAGUGCGUGUGGUGUCGCGUCGGAUGCACAGGAAGUGGAAGGAUUAGUGAUGGAUGAUGAAGCGUGUACAAUGGAUCCUGUUGGAGAUAACACUACGCAUUUUUCGGGAGAAUUUUCAUAUUGGAACUUCUCCAUGCGACUAAAGCAACAUAUUGAACAAAUGGGGGGAUUGGAGAGUCGGACAAAUGACUCUAGCCGGGACUGGGACUUUCCACGAGCUCACCAGUUGCGCCCAGGGCGUGACCACCUCUCCGCAGCGAUAUCAUGCUGUCCCCCUCGUCCAAUUGCCGAAUUUCUGGCAAAAAACUUUUUCAAGUAUGCCGAGACGCACUACUUCUUUAUUGAAAAAAACUGGUUCUUCGAGAGGAUGAAUCUUCUCUAUGGCGACCCUAGCAGCUUUGCUAAAAAGGGAGGUGAGGUGAUCAUUAGCAUCUUGCUCACUGUCUUUGCAAUCGGGUCCCAAUAUGCACAUCUUGAAUCCCCAGCACACAAUUCCACUUCUACAUCAAGUCAAAACUUCUCCGAAGAGGAUAUCGGCGCGACGUUCUAUCAGCAAGCGAUUCGGUUACUACCAGAGAUCAUCGAACUAUCCUCCCUUGAGAGUGUCCAAGCCUGUCUCCUUUUUGGCUACUACGCACUACCUGUCGAUACGUCAGGCUUGGGCUAUAUCUACAUCAACCUCGCAAUUCGGCUUGGAAUGCAGAACGGCAUGCAUCGUAGAUGCAAAAAUGAUGCCUAUAGUGCGAGUAUGAUUGAGACCCGCAAUCGUGUGUGGUGGACGGCAUACUUACUUGAAAGAAAAAUCUCCAUUUUCCACGGCAGACCUCUUUCUGUGCUCAGGGGUGACGUUGAUGCUAGCUUUCCUAUCUAUCGAUCUGAAAUGGAAUUGGACGACACUCGUACAAGUGUUGCGCGCGCGGGGGCUUCGAUUAAAUUGAUUCACUUCUUAGAAGACCUGUUUCGUGAUGUGAGCAACCUUCGAAACUGCCACAAACAACAGAUUUCCAAGAUUAUAUCUCACCUCAUGACCAGCAAAGCAGCACUGACAGAGUGGUGGAGCACUCUUCCCCAAGAAAUUGUGAGCAGCGACUUACAGCCGGUGGCGCAACUGCGUUCAAUUACGCACUUCCAACUGGAAUAUUGUUUAGUUCGCAUGUUUAUUGGGCGACCAUUCCUGCUGAAGAAAGAUAUUUCAGAAUCAAUGAACAGCUCACCAGCAGACUCUGAGCCCAGUGUCGCCGACAAAGCCGAUAGUGCUGGCUUCAAGUACUCGCUUACUCGCAAAGACUUGAUUGAUGACUGCAUUGAGGCAGCGACUGAAGCCCUGGAAAUUUUGCAAAAACUACGUGAUUGUGGAUCAGGGCUGGCACGGGCUUCCUACAUCGAAUAUAGCUCCUGUCGAGCUUCACUUCUUGUGUUGAUCGCCUACUCCAUACAGAGCUUCUCUGAGAAGUUUCGAACCCUUCUCUAUAAAGGACUGAGCAUGAUUCGGGAAAUGUCUGCGGCUGGCGAGUCGGCUCAGUCCGAGGUGUCUUUGAUCGAAACGCUUGAGCGGGCACUUGCGCGGCUCCAUGCUGGUGUCCAUGAGUCUCAGCAUGGUGAUAUAGCGCUGUCCGAUCGGCCCAUCUCAGAUUAUGAGGCUUUCAAGCACUGGGGUGCUAGAUUGAGGGAAGGUGUGGCGUUGGAACCACUCAUUGACGAGGGUCCUUCGUCUGGUCAUUCCGAAGAGGUGGGACCGCAAACCGGCCAACCUUCGGGCUUUUACACCCAUACAUUUGACCGUCUCAUGGACAUGGACUACAGUCAGGUAUCCAUGUCUGUGUCCGAUCGAGACAUGGGCAUGCUCGGUGCUCUUGACCCCAUUAUUGAAAUUCCUUUUUUUGGCGCUGAAAAUACAUCGCCCUCCACAGCGUGGCCCACCUGGACUGAGACACAAGUGCUGGAACAGUUCCUCACGAGUCCUGAAUACGGUGCAACCAAAAUCUAUAAAUAUCACAUCUAUCUAAAAUCCAAACCCCCUUUCAGAGCGAAGCCGCAAUGAUCUUAUCCGCCAUGGCAGGCAAAGUGUCCUCAAUAACCUCUAGCUCUGUAUCAAAAAUCUCGGCACAAGACUCCUUCUCAAAUGUAGUGCAAUAAGCACCCCGGAAGCCCACCUUCACAGCAGCCGUA